AAGCGAUCUGCUCCCGACCAGGUGGGAGAAUAUCUCUUUUCUUCGGAGGCAGUGAAUCAUAUAAAGCCAAUAAGAGAGGAGGCAGCGAAAGAGAAGGAAGAAGAAACCUUCGAAGGGAUUUUUGACUUGGCGGCGAAAAUGAAGGAGAAGAAGAAGCAGGUGGCAGAGCCCUUGGAGCUGGAAGUGAUGCAGCUACCAGAGUUAGAAGAAGAAGUUGUGUCAGAAUCCGAAGAAGAGGAAGACAGAGGCGUUUACCACAAGGAUGUGGUGACUGCCCCGCAACAAACAAAUAUGCUGCAACCCAUCGCACACCCCGUCGCUAUUGAAGGUGGGCCAGGAAAGGAGACACUUCAGAGGGCAGUUUAUGUGCAGACGCCUGAGCAGUAG
Molecule: messenger RNA, 387 nt
Organism: Eimeria maxima
Lineage: Eukaryota; Apicomplexa; Conoidasida; Eucoccidiorida; Eimeriidae
Exons: 3
Source: RefSeq, a predicted model, not a curated record